Closterium sp. Naga37s-1 is the source of this 1971-nucleotide messenger RNA. Lineage: Eukaryota; Viridiplantae; Streptophyta; Zygnematophyceae; Desmidiales; Closteriaceae. The record is from the annotation of a GenBank genome assembly.
AUGGCCGUGCUUCGCGUUUUCUUACUGGUGCUCUCUGUGCUCAUUGCCGCCGCGCAUGUGGUCUCCGCUACAGCGCCGAUAUUCGAAUCUGAUCCUGCGCGGGAUGUUGGCAUCUUGGCGGCGGACGACCUGUCCUCCCCAGUGGCAGUCAAAGAUGCGUCCAUCUUACCACUGAUGCAGGAGAUCCGACGGAUGCUCAAGGGGAAGGCGGUCAAGGUGAAGAUCGGGCCGAGUGAAAUGAAAGCCAUCGCUGAGGUUGGAAAGGAGCUUUCGAAGUAUUCUAAGAAGGAAUGGGAUAGGGUGGUGAAAGACAAAAAGAAGCAAGCGGAAAAGCUGGAGAAAGGGUGGGAGGAUACCAAGAAGGCAGCGAAUGAGGUGAAGCAGGGGUUUGAGAAUGGGGAAGGUGCCAGGAAGGCAGCGGACGACGUGAAGCAAGGGUUCGAGAAGGCCACAAACUUCUUUGGAAAUCUCGGACGCAAUCGGGCGGGCGGCACGCUGGCGGUGAUGCAGAGGGCAGUGGCCGCCCACUGCUGGAGGGCUGCCACGUGUAGCGCUCUCAUUGGCCGCCCACGGCCCCGACCUUCCACCCUGGCACAGCUGGUGCAGACGCUGUCAGAGCGCCAGGCCGCCCAGCGUCUGUCACAUCUGCGCGCGCUCAUCAGCCACGCCUCUGCCCUGCCUGUGGACCUGCGCCCAGAGAUCAAGACCCUGCGCCGCGCUGUGGCCCGCCUGGCAUCGCGCCUCAAGGCUGAUACCGCUGCAACUACUCCUCCUGCCACUCAAUCGCCUCCUCCCACCGCACCACCCACUGCAUCGCUGCUCACCGCACCCUCUCCCGCACGCACAGCGACGCCUCUGGCUGUAGCAAAAACUGUAGCGCCGUCAGGCAAAGCAGUUGCGACAGCACGUGGGGGAAUCGGCACCGCAGGUGCUGCCUCGGAACUGAAGGCGUCCGGGCUGAAAGGCUCUCGCAGUGCCAAGCGGAAGCUGGCAGCAGGCGGGGAAGGCAAGGCAGUGCGUGUGGGUAAGGGGAGAGCAGGAGCAGUGGCUGUUGGGGGUGCAGCAGAAGCGAGUGUGAGUGUUGCUCCCAGGGCUGCAUGCAGUGUGGCGACCAGUGGUACUGCCUCCGCUGCCACCGCUGUCGCUACCGCUGCCACAGUUGCCUCAGCUGGCGCUGGUGCCACGGCCGCAGCCACCAAGGGCAAGAGGAGCCCUCGCCCCCUGCACGCAGCGGCCCUGCAAGGAGGCAGCUGCAUGGCCGUGCCUGCUUGUGCUACAACCUGCCCCCGUGGCCCGACUGUAACAUACGAGCCUGCCCCCGCCUCCUGCAUCACCUCACCGCUUCUGCCUGCCUGCUCCUCCCUUCCUCAACCCACCGAUCCAUCCCACAUGGCCUCUCGCCCUCUCUCCCCUUCACUCCCUGCCCCCCCGGCCACCUCCCCUGCUGCUGCUCCUCUGCCUGCACCGCUGGCAUCGCCAGCUGCCUGCCCGCCUACCCCAGGGGGUGAGGCAGGGGCAGGCGUGAGAGUGAGUGGGAAGAGGAGCAGGUCCGUGAGGAAGAGGAGGAGAGAGGGAGGGGAGGGGAGUGGUGGGGGAGGCGGUGAGGUGAGGGCGGGAGACAGCAGCGAUGGCGAUGGCGAUGGGGAUGGGUGUGCUGGCAGUGCGGGAAGUGCUGGUGGGGUGCAGCGCAGCAAGGCAGCAGCAGAAGAACAAGCUGCUGUGCUGCUAUCAGCUGAGUUAGCCGCCGUCGCUACAGCAGCAGCACGCACAGCAGGAAGCAAUGGAGUAACCGCAACAGGAUCCACACGAACAACCACAGCAAGCAUACGAGCAACAGCAAGAGCGCCUCAAGAUGAUACACUCGCGAGCCGUGGAGACACAUCACAGCCCGCUCUCUCCUUCCCGGUCCUCAAGAAGCGGCGCAGCGACCGACCCAAGGCAGGUGCUGUCAGCACGGCCGAGCCACCUUGA